Molecule: messenger RNA, 414 nt
Organism: Penicillium concentricum
Lineage: Eukaryota; Fungi; Ascomycota; Eurotiomycetes; Eurotiales; Aspergillaceae
Exons: 1
Coding region: 1-414 (137 amino acids)
Source: RefSeq, a predicted model, not a curated record
AUGGAAACCUUUAAUCACAUAAACCUUCGCAUUAGAAAGGCGAAGAAUGACGACCUUGUCCAAGCUUUGCGGGGUCAGAAGAUCCCUCGAGCCCUUGGCGACGAGAGUACAAGAAGAUGUGUCAUUCGUGGUAUCCGAUAUCACUAUGGCUUCGGGACCCAGCUUCGUGGGCUCCUUCCCGAAUUCACUCGCACCCUCAAUGCAAGAAGUAACAUGAGCAAUGAAAUACCUGAUAUGAACCCAGAAUGCCCUGAAGAAUUUCCCUACUGUAUCUGGCAUCCCGAUACAGCGUCAGAGGCAACCUCUCGAGAGCUAGCCAAGCGCUAUCCUCACAUGAAGUACUUAGUGGGUCGUGCAUGCGCCGUGGCAGGUUUUACAGAUCUGUUUCACGAGUUGGAUCUGCUACCUGAAUGA